AUGUCUUUCCACAAGCUGCGUCUUCUCGUUUUCAGCUCGCUGAUCAACUGCUAUUUGUGUGCCCAUGUGGUGUACGUGGAUCGCUUCACCUUCGAUGUCGAUGAGCAAGACCUGUUCCUGUCCCAAAGUGCGGUGGUCGAACAGGAUGGUAAUCGCAGCUAUCUAUCUGGCCAUAUGAUGAUUAGUCGAUUGGUGAAUGAUCUGACAUUGACUUCAUCAAUGGACAUCGCGCGUCCUCAACGACCGGAGAUGCGCCUUUAUAAUGUGCAGCUCAACUUCUGUUCGAUCCUCAACAAUGGUUAUAAGAAUAAGUUCAUCAGAUUGCUGUACAAUAACUAUGCGGGGUUCCUGAAUACCAAGCCCAAGUGCCCACUUCGACCGAAUUUUAACUACUCCCUGCACAGGGCCUAUAUCGACGAAGCUGUGCUACCAGAUCUACUGCCGGAUUGCACUUAUCGCCUGAGAAUGUCCUUUAAGCACAAAUCAAAACUAUUAGCUCACAUGCAAAUUGAUGGACACUUGCUCACCAAACGUUAGCAGUAAUAAUAAUUUUUGAAUAAAAUAAAUAGCAAUUGAGUGCAAAGCCCGAAAGCAAUAAUAAUUUAUAUUGGCGAUUCGGUUCGAUUACUGUGAUAAUUAUUACAGUCACAUUAACCAAUCCACAGACAGGCAAAAUUUGGUUCAAAAAUUGAAAUAUGACUUUGGCAGCAUUGGAAUAUAUUAAUCUAAUGUUGGGAAAGCCCAUUUUGAUUAUUCAAAUUAUUCCAUUACAAUUCGUUUACAUAUUUUAUUUCGUCCAUUCGAUUGGUGUUUAAUUUCAACGCUUCAACAAACGCAAUAAUACAGCAAUAUUCAAUAAUCAGCAAUAAUGACUGAAAACCGAAAAUUUCUAGGGUUUUCAUCAUUAUUGAAAUAAUAUCAUUGGAAACCAUCUUUAAUUAAACAAACAGUUAAAUACAUAUGUGAUUGUGCGUUGUAUG
This is a messenger RNA of Drosophila santomea, 980 nucleotides long. RefSeq lists its product as uncharacterized. The transcript is spliced from 2 exons. Bases 1 to 537 code for a protein of 178 amino acids. NCBI's taxonomy places the organism in Eukaryota, Metazoa, Arthropoda, Insecta, Diptera, Drosophilidae. The record is from RefSeq and is a predicted model, not a curated record.